CAGGAAAGAUGGCGGACGAGGAGGUUGAUGCAGACAUUAGAAACCUGACGGAUAACCUGCGGGAGCUGGGCGACGAGUUACUGGAGCUCGGGGUGUCCGUGCAGUCGUCCGGGGAUUACUGCCAGCGCUUCUGUCAGACACUAGUGCAGUAUGCUGGGAAAUGGAAAAUCUCUGAAGACCCUUUGCCUUUGUUGGAGGUGUAUACAGUGGCCAUACAGAGUUACUCUAAAGCACGGCCAUACCUCACUUCUGAAUGUGAGAAUGUAUGCUUUGUACUUGAUCGACUCGCAUUGAGCUGUACUGAACUUUUGCUCUGCUUACCCGAUGAAGUACCAGACAAACUCUGGGAGCAGUUUCAGGCCUCUGUGCAGGCAGCCCAUAAAAUACUGUUGGAAUAUGCGAAUCCAGAACUUCAAAUGCUGGCUACCCUUGCCCAGGAGGGUGCAGUCUGGAAAAACUCCAUACUUGACAACAUUUUCUCCCAGCAGUCAAUGGAACAGGACAAAGUGAGUGAAUUCCUGCUGCAAGAGGGCCCUGCCCUGCUUGAAAUGCGUAUAAGACAUCUUGUGAAAGAGAAAAGAAUUGAUCAGGCUAUGAAGUUGGCAAAGCUUUGUACAGACCAUCCAGAAAUCGGUACGAAGAGCAUUUUUAAACAGACCUAUCUAACUUGUCUCUGUGCUGCAUCGCCCAACGAAACUUUGAUGGAAGAGAUCUCAACAGUUGACUGUAAAGAUGCAUUGGAGAUGAUUUGUAACCUGGAGUCUGAUGGGGAGGAAAAAACAGCCCUCAUCUUGUGCACUACCUUCCUCACUCGACAGCUUCAGCAGGGUGACCUGUAUUGUGCGUGGGAACUGACCCUUUUCUGGAGUAAAUUGCAGCAACGGAUGGAACCUUCUGCACAAACUUUUCUGGAAUGCUGUCGGCAAUUCUCCAUGCUGUCUAAAACUGUGUAUCACAUAUUUUUUCUCAUUAAGGUCAUUCAAUCAGAGGCUGGAGAAGCUGGGCUUUCAUCUUGCAUUGAGCUUUGUGUGAGAGCGCUACGCAUGGAAUCAAAUGAAAACCCCACAGUAAAGACAUCUAUUUGCAAGACCAUAUCGUGCUUGUUGCCUGAUGAUCUAGAAGUCAGACGUGCAUGCCAGCUUACUGAAUUCCUUUUGGAGCCGACUGUGGAAGCUUAUUAUGCAGUAGAAACAUUGUAUAACCAGCCAGACCAGAAGUAUGAUGAUGAAAAUGGUCCAAUCCCAAACUCACUGCGAUGUGAACUCCUACUUGUUUUAAAAACUCAUUGGCCUUUUGACCCUGAAUUUUGGGACUGGAAAACUCUAAAACGUCAUUGCCUAGCAUUAAUGGGAGAGGAAGCUUCCAUUGUGUCUUCCAUCGAUGAACUUAAUGACAGUGACCUCUUUGAUGAAAACAACGAGAGCCACAAUGAAGUUGAAGCUAAAGAACAUUCUCUGAACGGACUUCCUAAGUUUUAUAGUGAUAUGGUAAAAGUGCAAAAUUACUCACCUGAGGCUAUGAUCAUCAAAAAAGAAAAAGAAGAGAAGAAAAUCGAGAGAGGUGUGGUAUCCGCCAGGUUUAAGAACUGGCAAGCCUACAUGCAGUAUUGUGUAUUAUGUGACAGAGAGUUUCUUGGACACCGAAUCAUCCGCCAUGCUCAAACGCACAUGAAGGAUGGGAAUUAUUACUGCCCUAUAUGUGCCAAAAGUUUCAAGAAAAAGGAGAUUUUUGUCCCACAUGUCACAUUUCAUAUUAAACAGUCAUGUAAAGAACGACUGGCUGCUAUAAAACCAAAAAGAAGAGUUGGAAGACCACCCAAGAACAUUACUGACAAUAGUGCAAGUCCAAAGAUGACUGCAAUAGAUACAGAACAUCGUCCUAUUAAAAGAAACAGCCUCUACGGUGAGGAUUUUGUAGUGUUUAGUGACAGUGACGGUUCUGAUGAUGAAGGCAAAGAUAAGUCAUACAAACCAGACAUUACAGCUACACAAAAAGUUGACUGCACAGAAGAUUACAACUGUCCUGUAACCAUCUGCACCAAAACGUUCAAGUAUUUUAAAAACUUAAUUGCACAUGUGAAAGGUCAUAGCAACGAGGAAGAGGCAAAACAGUUUCUUAAAAUGCAGAGUAAUAAAGUUGUUUGCCAAUAUUGUCGGCGACGCUUUGUCAGUGUUUCUCAUCUUAAUGAACAUUUACAAAUUCACUGUGGCCCGAAACCAUAUGUUUGUAUACAGCUGGAGUGUAGCGCAAGCUUUGGCACAUAUUCCGAAUUAGUCGGACACAGGAAAGAGCAUAUCCUGUUCAAAGCCAAAUGUAUGUUUCAGAACUGUGGAAGAAUAUUUACUGAAUCCUACUUGUUGUAUGAUCAUGAAGCACAGCAUUAUCACAGCUCCUCCUAUACUUGCAGAUAUCCAAACUGUGGAAAAAUUUGUUUCUCCCAGAGUGAAAUCCAAAAGCAUGAAGCGGGACAUGUUGCAAAUGUGCGUAUAAAAACUGAGGAUCAAAAUAGUUCAUCUUUUGAAUCAAGUCAGAUUACUGACAAUGCAACUGAACAGGUAGGGAACCAAAUAGACCAACUGUUGGAAACCAUAGUAGAAAAUAAUAAAACUGUCAAACAAUUUGAUAUUAACAAUUAUGAUAUGUCAUUGACUUAUGAAAAGCCACAGCAGGAAAGACGUCUCCAGACCUCAGGUGACAAAAGUGACUGUGGACAGCAUAAGACACAUAACCAGUCUGAUUCUUACCAUAAUGGUUUUGCUGUAGGCUGUACUACGAAUGAAAUUAAAUCAAAACCUGUGGCACAAGAACUACACAGCUCAUCAACAAACGGAGACCAGAAUUCCCUUCCUAAUGGUGAAUAUGCUAACAAAGUCGUAAAAACUGAAGAACUAAACCACAAUAUUUUGUCUGAAACCAUGUUUAAAGGGGAUGGUAUGUUUACGCCAAUGCUACCUAAAACCAGUGUAGAAACUGUAGGAGGUGAAGUGGUGGAAUCGCUUCAAAGGUUUAACUGUAAGGUUGAAGGCUGCAGUAGAAGCUAUACCUUAGCACGCAGUGUCAGCAAACAUAUAAAGGCUGUCCAUCCUGAAUACUAUGAAGCCUUGAAGAAAAAAGAGAAUUUAGCAAAAGUUCAACGGAUUAGAAAUCCAUUGAAAUGUCAAAAUCAGGACAAACCUGCAAAUCCAUCUUGUUUGCCAGAUGAGCAGAUCACAAAUAUGUUAUCUGAAAGCAGUCAGAAUGCAGUAAAUCAGCAGCUUGUAACCAGUGUUUUAAAAGUUGAAAAUGGAAAUGUAUCUCAACCCAGGAAGAAAAGGCACACACACAACAAACGUGCAAAGUGGCCUGCUAUCAUCAAAGGCGAUAAAUUUAUCUGUAGUAGAUGUUACAGAGAGUUUACUAAUCCUAAAUCCCUUGGAGGUCAUUUGUCACGUCGUGCCAUUUGUAAGCCAUAUGAUGGAAAUGAAAGUACGUCACAUGUGGGGCAGAAGAAUGGACAGGCUUUAUAUCAGACUGAAAAGAUUCUUUCAACCAGUGCAUUUACUCCACAGGCACGUGACCCUCCCUAUAUCCCAGAUACAUUCCUGACUGGAGAAACAUUUCUUCAGUCUUUUGAAAUGGGGGACAGUGCAACUUCAUUUGGUGCUCAUGAGAUCUUUUCGUCAACACAUGAAAGCAGCUAUAAUUCCACUGUAUUUGAAUCAAGCAAAUCUCUUCAGCAAGCACUAGAAGAUGCUGGAACUGCAAGCACAUUUGAGACUGAAGUAAUUCAGCAGACCUUUCAAACUAGUUUUGACACAAAUGCAGUAGAGGAUAACCCAGCCAUGGCAUCAAAUAUGGCUAUGUCACAGGCACUAAAAGCUGUGUGCAGCCCAGGGCCAUUUGUGGCUACUGAAGGUAUAAACGCUGAGGUAUCACCAAUGCUCAAUCCUGUAAAAGACACUGCUCUCUUUUCUCCUUGUGAGUCUUUGCAACAGACACUUGAGUCCAACUUUUGCUCAGGGCCAUAUGUGGGCAAUGAAAUCAACCCACAAGAUUUGGAAAGCAACUGUGAGGCACCUAUGUUUGUUGCUAACGAGCCCCUCCCUGAGAUCAUAAAUGCUACAACAACUUGCAAUUAUAUAGCGCCCUUCACGCAGGGUAGUGUCCCGGAUGCUACUUGUAAUACAUCUUCAUCUGAGGAGUCAAAAACAUUUGAUACAAGAAUAGCAGAACUAUUGAUGGGCUUACAAAAUCUCAAUUUGGAAAGUGAUGCAAAACUUUUCAGCAGCAAUGGAAUGCAUGGUUCUUCCAUGAACAUCAUGGCACAUGCAUCAACGAAUCAUUGUACUGAGAAUCCCGACUUAAUCAAUCCGUGUUUGACAACUCCACAAACAAACACACAACAAGAAAUUGCUCAAACUGAAAAUAACAAAGAGCUUAAAGUAAACCUUGUAAAACCAUUUGUCUGCCAGGACGAAGGGUGCAUCUAUAGUGCUAUGACUAAAGAUGCUCUGACUAACCAUUAUGUUAAAGUGCAUCAAUAUUCCAGGGAGAGGAUUAUGGAAAUCAAGAUGUAUCAAACUAGAUUUGCUCCAUUUAGAUGCCAUGUUCCCAAUUGCCAGAAGACAUUUACAAGAAACUCUAACCUCCGAGCACACUAUCAGUCAGUCCACCACGUAGCACGGGAAGAACUGGUGAAACUAAGAAUUAAAAGAGCAUACUGUAGAAAGCCAGAGGGCUCUGACAAAACUGCCGAAUCUGUACAGCCGGUGAAGGAAAUUAUUUCUCAACCAGCAAUCAUUAACUCACAGGAGAAAGAUUCUAAGUGUCACACUGAAUUAGAGUCGGUAGCUAUAGGACCUAAUGAAUUUGGCCCUUAUUUACACAGCACUCAGAAUACACAAACUGUAUUGUGUAAUGAUGGAAUGCCACAAGAUGACCUGGUGCUGCUGGCAGGACUUCAGAAUGGUUUGGUGCUACCAGCAGGACCACAGGAAAUCUUAGUAGCGGCAGCAGGGCUACCACACAACUCUGCACUAGCAGUAGAACCGCAUGUUGCCACUUUGCUGGUAGCCUCAACACCAGCAGCGGGGCCCCAGAGUGUGUCCCUGCUGCCAGCGGGGCUUCAGAGUGUAUCACUUAUACUUCCAGAACCUGAAAAUUCAUCAUUGCUGUCUGCAGGGCCCCAAGAUAUCCUGGGGCCACAGAUGGUUUUGCCCCAGGUCUCGCCCCUGCCGAUUGUUCCUCAGGUGGUUUUGCCCCAGGUCUCUUCCUUGCCGAUAGAUUCUGAGGUGCUUUUGUCUCCAAUCUCACCCCUGCCAAUGGACCUUCAGGUGGCUUUGCCUCUGGUCUCAUCCCUGCCAACCUGUCCUCAGGUGGUUUUGCCACAGGUAUCACCCAUGCCAGCAGGUCCACAGGUGGUCCUACCACUGCCAGUGGGGUCUGAAAUUUCCUCUCCCCUAUCAACAAUGCCACAAGUGGUCUUGCCACUCCCAGCAGGACCCAAUGUGGUCUCAUCACUACAAGAGGCUACUGUGCAAACAACAAGAUCAGAGGUCAUCUUGGCCCAUAUGCCUGGUGUCUCAAUGCAGCAGAAUAAUCCUGAAGGAGAUUUAAAUCAGGCUCAAAAUAUCGAAUGUACUUUAAAUCAGGCACACAAUUUAGGAGNAAAAAAGCGUAGGAAAGCAAUUACAAAAAUAAAAGCACAAUAUGAUGCUAAUAAGUUUCACAAACCUUAUAAAUGUGUCCACAAAGGUUGCUCUGCAGCUUUCACUAUUCAACAAAACUUAAUCCUGCACUACCGAGCUGUGCAUCAGUCAGAUCAACACUUGCUGCUUCGUUCAGAGAUCAAAGAAGAGAGCACCCAAAAUGAGAGCAUCCAGAUUAGGAAAGAGUUCAGUUGUCAGCUCGAUGACUGUUGUAGAAUUUUCCAAGGAGUUACUGAUCUCAUUAAACACUAUGCUGAACUUCAUGAUCUUGCUUUGGACGAAAUGGGGAAAUUGGUGUCUUCCAUGAGUGAAGGAAAGUUUCAUUGUGACCAGGCUCAGUGCAUGUCUUCAUUUACAGUUUUCUGGAGCUUUAUCAAACACCUUUUGGUAGCUCAUGGCAUAGAUGUGGAAAGUAAAGAUAGUGACCAGGAAAUGGCCUGUUUCAAGUGCGACUGUGAAGGCUGUGACCGUACUUAUGCUACUAGAUCUAAUCUCCUAAGGCACAUUUUUACAAAGCACAGAGAGCUCCAUCGAUCUCAUUUAAUGAGACCCAGAAGAAUAAUACCAACAGACCAAGAAAACAUUGCAAGGACAGCUAGUCAGGAAGAUCUAUCCGAUGGAAAGGAUUAUUUAGGAUCCGAAGAAUUCAGUGAAAAUGAAGACGUCGAAAAUCACGGUAAAUCUAAACCCGUAUCAAGGGAAUGUUUUACUUCAGAUAGCAAGAAUUUGAAUGGCGGUGAAGUUGAUGAUAGUAAGUCUUACAGCUCUAGAAAAAUUGGUAAAUAUACGUUUAAAAGUAAGGCCCAAGCCUUGGCCAUGUGUAGCUGCAAGUCUCUGAGAGAGCAGUUUCCAUGUAUGUUUGAGAGUUGUUCAUCUGUUGUCACCAGUGAAAGCAGUCUAGUAAAACAUUAUAGGAUUCAUCACAAAAUAUCCAAUACGUUUGUUAGUCAAUACUACAAUCAUCUGGUAACUUGCAGGACGUAUUCGAGCGCCCAAGGCAAAGAAUCAACUGAGUACGUAAGCAACGGUCAAGAGGGAUCUGUGGAGAAUGCCAUCUAUGGAGACGUGGUUCAACAGCAGGUCAAGUUAAGUGAAACUGAAAUUUUGAAUAAGAGAGUGGAGAAAAAUGACCUUUUAAAGAGCUCUUUUGAUGAACUUUCAGAAAUGUUUAAUGCUAAGCUGGUUAAUGAUACAAAUGGUUCUGCUGAGAAUAAAACUGGACUGGAAAAAUGGUAGAGGUGAGCGCUGACAAUAAGUUCACAAAUGUAAAUAACCAUCAACCCUGUAAGAAAAGGUCAAACAUUCACCUGACUCAUUCAGACAUAGAAAAAGAAUGUGUUCAAAGUAAAAAGAAAAAGAAUUUAGUCAUGGAAAAACCUGAACAACUAUUGGAAGAUAAUGUGAACAGAACUCUUCAUGAGAAAGUGGCUUCACCUGCUCCAGACAACAGUCCGUGUUUGAACAAGGGUCAACAUCACAAGACUUUUGAUUUGAGUACAUUUAAACCUAUGGGGUUUGAAGUCUCAUUCCUAAAGUUCCUUGAGGAGUCUGCUGUAAAGCGAAAGAGAAAACCUGUGGCUUAUAAAGGUCCAUGUCACAGUGGUUCUACUGCUAA
Callorhinchus milii (elephant shark) is the source of this 7302-nucleotide messenger RNA. RefSeq names its product zinc finger protein 292. The record is from RefSeq and is a predicted model, not a curated record. Gene Ontology annotation, biological process: regulation of transcription by RNA polymerase II. Gene Ontology annotation, molecular function: DNA binding; DNA-binding transcription factor activity, RNA polymerase II-specific. NCBI's taxonomy places the organism in Eukaryota, Metazoa, Chordata, Chondrichthyes, Chimaeriformes, Callorhinchidae. Gene Ontology annotation, cellular component: nucleus.